This is a messenger RNA of Bubalus bubalis (water buffalo), 889 nucleotides long. Its product is annotated as protein FAM72A-like. The record is from RefSeq and is a predicted model, not a curated record. Gene Ontology annotation, cellular component: cytosol. The transcript has a single exon. NCBI's taxonomy places the organism in Eukaryota, Metazoa, Chordata, Mammalia, Artiodactyla, Bovidae. Bases 228 to 677 code for a protein of 149 amino acids.
CUUCCCCCCGAAAGUUAAAGAGAAAGGCAAGAUUGUUGCUUCACUGUUCCUACUCAAUAAAUAUUACUUUUACCCUUGAACGGGGAAACAAAAAAGAACUCAUAUCCUUCUCAAUUUUCGGGCUUAGAAAAGCUCGAGGCCUCACAAUUUGCUUUGUAGCCUGGGGGAAUCAAACUAGGGAGGGUAUUGAUACUCCAAAACCCCACACCUCAUCCUUCCGAGACGCCAUGUCUACCAGCAGCUGUAGUUUCAAGGACCGGCGCGUGUCCAUCCUGUGUUGCAAAUUCUGUAAACAAGUGCUCAGCUCUAGGGGAAUGAAGGCUGUUUUGCUGGCUGACACUGAAAUAGACCUUUUCUCUACAGACAUCCCUCCUACCAAUGCAGUGGACUUCAUUGGAAGAUGCUAUUUCACUGAAAUCUGCAAAUGUAAACUGAAGGACAUCGCAUGUUUAAAAUGUGGGAACAUUGUUGGUUAUCACGUGAUUGUUCCAUGUUGUUCCUGCCUUCUUUCCUGCAACAACGGACACUUCUGGAUGUUUCACAGCCAGGCAGUUUAUGGUAUUAACAGACUAGACUCUACUGGUGUAAAUUUCCUAGUUUGGGGCAACUUGCCAGAGGUAGAAGAGAAUACAGAUGAAGACGUGUUAGAUAUCUCAGCGGAGGAGUGUAUUAGAUGACUACAAUUAUGAUAUGUUCAAUAUGUAAUAUUAUAACUUUUUCUUUUGUAAAAAAUAUAUUAAUGGACCAAUUUAAAAAUUGUUAGUAAGGAUUUGUCAAUGAUUUCUUUUUUCAGAAGACAAAAAUGGAGCAUUUGUUGAUUUAUUUAUUUGUUGUCUCAAAUUAAUUACCUGAGUUUAUUGAACCAAUGUAGUUCUUUUCUUCUACAUCU